Haplochromis burtoni (Burton's mouthbrooder) is the source of this 3174-nucleotide messenger RNA. Its product is annotated as mesothelin-like protein. NCBI's taxonomy places the organism in Eukaryota, Metazoa, Chordata, Actinopteri, Cichliformes, Cichlidae. Gene Ontology annotation, biological process: cell-matrix adhesion. Gene Ontology annotation, cellular component: cell surface. The record is from RefSeq and is a predicted model, not a curated record.
AUGCUCUUCAACAGCUACAGCCAGACACCACAGUUUCUAGAAACUGAGUCUCUGCCGGAAGCGGUGAGGCGCUCCAUCCUGCCCUGCGUCUGGCCCAUGGCCCUCAGCAGCACCCAAACGUUGGAGGUGGAUGCUUGGUUUGACCAACGCCUCAAGAACUACUUGCCCUUCCUCACAAAGAGCCUGAUCAGUCCCAGUGUCAUAAACAGCACCUCCUGCCUGGCCUUCCAAAAACUUGUCUCAGUCCUUGGGGUAUACAACUACACUACUGCUGACUUUGUGAGGGGAGACGUGUACAACACCAUCAGGACUUACCUUUACGUCGGCUCAAGUCACAGCUGCUUUGGCAGGUAACUUUGGUCAGAACAUUGACUCCACAGUCAUUUCUGCCCUCGGCAGCCAAAGCACUGGCAUGUCGCUGAAUCAGAUCAGCUCAAUCAAACCCCAGGACUUAAUAAACUCCAUCGGCACUCUCUCCACUGUGACGGGCUGGAGCGAAGGCCAGGCCAUGACCAUCAUCCAGUCUCUGCUGUCUUCGGGCAUCAUACAGAUCAACAGCUCAUCAUCGCUGAUAAGUCUGGGCACUCUCAUCAUUGGUGUACCUUCCAGAGUGUUCUUGAGCAUCUCUGGUAAUCAGCUGAUAAGUGCCUCCCAAACUCCUUCACUGGUGGCAAACCUCCUUUCUGGUCCUCAGAUCAUCCAGCAGGUCUUUGUCAGUCAGAUCAUAUCAGUGAACCCCAGCAGCGUGCAAGUGAUCCAGAACGUUCCCAAUGACCUGGCCACUGAGAUCCCUCGAUCCCUGCUGGUGGGCUUCUCCAGUAGCAACGACGUUAUAACCAUACUCAACAGAAAGGAAUGGAAACCGCAGCAGGCUGAAUUGUUCUUUGAGUCGGUAGCUACAGAGAGCGCCUCUGCACAGCUGGGAGGUCCAAACAAUUUGUCAUCCUCUGUGCUUCAAGGGUUCACAUGCACUGGAGCGAGGAACAUUGGCAAUGAGCAAGUCAAGAACCUGAUCAAAGCCUGUCGGAGGUCAGGCAGCAGGAAGGUUAAACUAGUGGAGUCUCAGCUGACCUGCAUGUACACUUACAUUAAAGACGAUGCUGCCAACUUCAACCUCUACCCUCCAGAUGUGCUGCUGUAUUAUGAUUACUCACUGGUGCCGCAGGCCAGCUGCAGGGCCUAUUUCACAGAGUUGGGAAAUGCAGACUUCUCUGUCUUCUCUGCAGCGCUCAGCUACAAGCGCACUGCCCUGUUUGAAAACGCAAAGAGCUGCUUGGGCAUAACAAACACAAGCUUAACUAAAGAUGAAAUAUCAGUAUUGGGAAACAUGUGCUGCAUCCUGGAUGCGUCCUACAUCCUAAACUCAGAUUCAUCCAUCUUGGAAAAUCUCAAAAGCUGCCCCAGCCUCACUUCUGCUCAAGCAGCUGCUGUUCAGGCUCGAAUAACUAAUGGCAACACAAGAUAUGGAGCUCCUUCAGUGUGGACUGAGCAAACUCUGAAAGACCUCGGGAUGCUGCCGCUGUAUAUGUCUUCAACCUUCUAUGAUCACUUCAACACUAAAACAAAGAACAACUACUUGAGGUACUUCCUGGGUGUUCUCAAGGAAAACAACGUGGACAGUCAGAAGAUCGGGAAGCUGAAGAGCGCAAUAAAGAUGUCCCUUCCGGAUGAGUCAAAGCGAUCUCCAGUCAGUUCACCAGCUGCCUCAAUUCCACCAUUGUCAAAGACAACUUGGAUGCCCUCGUUAACCAGGUGCAGGAGCAGAACUACACAAAGAUUGUUCUCAGCAAGUUGCGAGAGGCUUACAAUGCCAGCGGCAUCAUCCCAGAAGAUCAGGUUCAGAUCUUAGGAGCAAUGUCCCGUAGUGCAACAAUGGAAGACAUCAACAUGUGGAGUAUUAUUCAGAUCGACACACUCGCUUCUUUGAUGGAUGCUUCAAACGGGCCUUGGGACCCGGUUCUGGCCAAAGCCAUCAUCUCCAAGUAUCUGAGUGUAAAGGGGAACAGUCUCGGCAGUGUGGAGCUCAACGUCUUUAGAGGACCAAACCUGUGCGCCCUGGAUGUUGUUGUUAUCAGGAACAUUUCGGUUGGAAGCAUCAAGAACGCCGAUGCUCUGGACAUAUCCAGCUGCACCACUGAGAAAAAGCAAGAACUGUUUUCCCUCGCAUAUGAAGCAUUUAUCCCAAUCACCCGCUCAAGCACUAUCUCCACUACCAGUUACCAGCUCAUACAAUCUUACCUACCGGGUGCAGAUUUUAGGUUUAUCCAAGACUUAGUGUCUGCCAAUAUCAGUAUGGACGUCCCGACCUUCACUGGGCUGCUUGAGAGUGUUAUACAGAACCUGACUGUUAGUGAUGUUAAAGGUCUUCUUGGCACCAACCUCCCACUUUUGAAGUCAUAUGAAAAUGUGACAGUGGUGCAAACCUGGAUCCGUUCACAGUUUCAGUCUGAACUUAAUGGCCUGGGAGUGGGGCUUACAGGAGGCAAGGUUAGCCCCACCACCACUACACCGGGUACAUCAUCAACAACAACAUCAGGGACAACUUCAACAACAACAUCAGGGACAACUUCAACAACAACAUCGGGGACAACUUCAACAACAAAAUCAACAACUGGAUCCAACAGCACCACGGGCAAUGCUCCUCCAGUCCGAGACGCUGGCUUCUCUUUCUUCGCUCUUCUUGUACUCCUCAUCACUUCUCAGUAUGUUGUAAUGUAAAGACAACUUUUCUCAUGGAAGAUUAUUGGAAUAUGAAUUAUAAAAUGGUAGAUAACUGGAUAAAGGCUUGAAAUAAUUUUUUUGUUUUAAUUUAUCAUUAAUAGAAGGAAAUAAUGUUAAACAGAAGGGCAUUUGCUUCGUUCCUUGUAACGCUCGCUAUGAACAAAAUAGUGCAGGUGCAAUAAGACAAAUUGUAAAUGAUGUAUUUUUGAUUACUAAAUCUUCCUGAAACCUUUUCAUGAACUAUUUCUAAGGUCAUAUUUUUGCUUUAUUUGUUUUCUAUUUUUUUUAUUGUUCCAUUUAAAUUAAGAUAUUUAAAAGGAUGAGGACUCAACAGAAAAAUGACAGGUUCGGGUGACGGGUAACAGUUUUCAUGAUAGCUCUUUCUUUAUUCAGUCUUACUAUGAAAAUGUAUUUGAGAGAUCAAUAAUAAACACAUUUUAAACAGCCUUAAAA